This is a messenger RNA of Striga hermonthica, 1126 nucleotides long. The record is from the annotation of a GenBank genome assembly. NCBI's taxonomy places the organism in Eukaryota, Viridiplantae, Streptophyta, Magnoliopsida, Lamiales, Orobanchaceae.
ACUGAAAGGGCUAAUGCCGCGCCUAAUUGGUCCGGCUCAAGUUAGUUUCAUCCCAGGGAGACACAUAACCGAUAACAUAGUCAUAGCCCAAGAACUCAUCCACACCAUGCGAAAUUUGUCGGGUAAGAAGGGAUAUAUGGUGGUCAAGGUAGAUCUCGAGAAAGCUUACGAUUAUUUGAGCUGGGAAUUCUUGGAAAGCACGCUCACCUUAGCUGGAUUUCCCCGAGCUUUUGUGACGAGCAUUAUGACAUGCGUCACCUCCGCUUCAAUGCAGCUAUCUUGGAAUGGAUGUCCCAGUGAGGAGUUCACCCCGACUCGGGGUGUCCGUCAAGGCGAUCCGAUCUUGUCUUAUCUUUUUUUUCUAUGCAUGGAACGCUUAGCCUUGACUAUUAACCGGUACGUCACCGAAGUAAAGUGGAGGCCGAUUACGCUAGGACGGGGCAAAGUGAAGAUCCCAUACUUGAUGUUUGCAGAUGAUCUACUAUUGUUCACCGAGGCAACGACUGACCAGGUUGCUUGUUUAACUAAAGUUCUAGAUGAGUUCAGCCGUGACUCUGGCCUAAGGGUUACCUAUACCGCUUUGACGGGGUUAUACUCCCAAGGUACGGGACACAUUUGGAAGGACGUUUGGGGCUGGCCGGGGCCCCAAAGAGUUCGUCAGUUUCUGUGGUUGAUCGUUAAAGGACGCUUGUUAACCAAUGAGGAUCGCUAUCGUCGUCAUCUAGCGGAGAGCGCUGCUUGCGCUUUGUGCGGCGCCAAACGAGAAAUGAUUUUGCAUUGUCUACGGGACUGCUGCCACGCUGCACAUACAUGGCGUCGUCUAAUCCAACACAGCCAGCAGGUCAUUUUAUUCAACUUACAACUGCGUGAAUGGGUGAGCUCAAACCUCCGAAAUCAUUUGAAUUUUCAAGUGGAAAAUUGGGUUUGUACAUUUGGUGUUACGUUAUGGAAUAUAUGGCGCGACAGAAAUUCAUUUAUUUUCGAGAAUUCUAGACUGGAUAUCCUCGGGCGCGUGACGGCCAUUGAUAGACAAAUUGAUGGAAUUAUUUUGGCCACCCUGGUCGCUAAGAACUUAAAUGCUGCGGUUUCAUGCAAGGAGCUUAGAUGGCUCUCGUGGACUAAACCU